UAGUCCUGCAACCAAAGCUUGAGCCUGCUCUUGGCCGUAAAAGUGCUGAGUCCUAACCAUUGGACCACCAGGGAACUCCCAAAUCCAUUUGAGAUUCACCGUCUUCUGAUUCACCACCAAGGCUCCCGAAUUGCAAAUCUCACCGGGAGGGUGAAUCUGGACGCCAUCACUUGGGGUUCACAGGGCCCCAGGCUGCGGGGCCAAGACAAUAAACAUAGCACAUCCGGGAGCCUCCCCACUGGAUGGCUCUGGGGUUUGCCCCAGGAAGAACCCCCAUUCUCAGCUCCUUCCGGCCCCCCUGGUGGCCCCUUUGGUCCUUCCUCCAGGAGGGGGGCCCACAGGGCCCAGGAGGAGGGUAUAAAGGGCCCAGUGGAGGGUGCCCAGGCACCACCAGACUCCCAGCACCAGGACGGGACCUCAAGACUCUGCAGGCCAGCCCUUGACUCUCCAGCCAGAAGCCAUGCUGCUGUGGCUGACCCUCGCCCUCCUGUGGAGCCCCACCUGCUGGGCAGGGGCUUUGUAUGGGCAUGGAGGAGGCUCAUAUUUCAGUACAACUAAAGACAAUGAAAAUGAGAUCACUGGGAUCAGAGUGUUUAUAGGUAUUGGUGGCAUAAUCAAGAGUAUCCAGGUGAGGACUGGCUCCUCCUGGAGUGAGAAAUAUGGAGCCCCAGGUGGGACCCCUCAGGAAUUUCUCCUGCAGCCCGGUGAAUACAUUACAGGAGUUGAUGGCUCCUACAAGCUUUUCCUCCGGCACUUGGUCAUCUACACCAGCUAUGGGCGUAAGGCCCUAUUUGGAGAGAACGGUGGCAGGAGCUUUUCUGUCUUCCCUGACGGGAGUGACAAAGUGCUCACUGGAGUCUUCGGACAGCAUAAGCUUCUGGGCAUCUCCAGCAUCGGCUUUGACUGGGAUUAUCCAAUAAUACAGUCGAUCCAAGAUCAAGGAAGUACUACCCCAGAAUAGCUUGGAACUGAGCCUUAGCUUGAAUGAGCAGUCCUGGGUCUCCAGGGCUGGGCUGUGGGUUAACCCUGCCAAGGCUGUCUGGCUGGUGGUGGGCACAAGUCACCAGGGAACUGAGUGCAGCCCUGAAUCAGAAUCCACCAAUAAAUCCAGCUUCUGCAGCUACA
This is a messenger RNA of Bubalus bubalis (water buffalo), 1125 nucleotides long. Its product is annotated as zymogen granule protein 16 homolog B. NCBI's taxonomy places the organism in Eukaryota, Metazoa, Chordata, Mammalia, Artiodactyla, Bovidae. The coding region runs from base 461 to 961 and encodes 166 amino acids. The record is from RefSeq and is a predicted model, not a curated record. The transcript has 5 exons.